AUGGAAUUCGUCUAUUACUUCUUCCACUAUUACUGGCCAGUUUUUUUCAUGUCAUGUUCGAGUCUGUUCCUCAUCAUGUUUUUCCUCAUCCACAACUUUACCACACCACUUUUGAAACCACUCCGAUUUUUUCUCUACCCUGCUAAUGCCGUAAUGAUGAUUUCAAUUACAAUGGCGUUUGUUAUACAGUCUAGAACAGUGGGGAAUAAGCAGUCUACAGCACUUCUGUGUGACGGACCCUGCAAGUACAUUGGGCCAAACUUUUGCCUACACUGCUACCACUUGUGGAGGGCAUUUGGAAUCACAGCUUGUGUGAUCAAUCUACACACAAUGUACUACCGUACCAUGUGUCUUGUGCAUUUGGAUUCGAAAAAGGCUCACCGUUGGACCUUGUUGUACUCCGUGCACUAUAUAUUCCCAUUUAGUUCACAGAUCCUAAUGCUAACGGCUCCGUCGAACCACGCUGCAGUGCACAACGAGACCUUGAUCCUCCACCCGGAGUACGAUUACACUCCCUACUUGGAUUUUGGAGGAUUUGACCCCACGGAAGUAGUUUAUCAGGCGAGGAACUGGAUGUUCACAAUUGCAACGUUCUACUCGCCAGUCAUUGGAAGCUACUGGAAGCAUCAGGCGAUGAAGAUGUUGAAGGUUCAUAUGUCACCACAAACGUCGCCUGCUUCACGUGUAAUGUUACGUACUUUGAUGAAGGGUCUCAACUUUCAAAUUCUGCUGCCCAUGAUCAGUUAUGUGCCGCAGCAACUCGCAUACCUUUACAAACAAGUUUCAGGACAGGAGUUCCCAUACUCCCAGUACGCUGGAACAUUCCUGGGCACUCUGCCGUGUUUGCUCGAUCCGAUGGUUCAAAUUUACUUUAUAACACCUUAUCAAAACGCUGUUCGUCGAUUUCUGGAGUGCAAGACGUUGCCACGUGGCUCCCCAAGCUACAGUUGGGCGUCUCGAGUUGUGACAAGCUAG
This is a messenger RNA of Caenorhabditis elegans, 975 nucleotides long. RefSeq names its product Serpentine Receptor, class D (Delta) (gene srd-67). The transcript is spliced from 6 exons. The coding region runs from base 1 to 975 and encodes 324 amino acids. The record is from RefSeq and is marked reviewed. NCBI's taxonomy places the organism in Eukaryota, Metazoa, Nematoda, Chromadorea, Rhabditida, Rhabditidae. Gene Ontology annotation, cellular component: membrane.